Syngnathus typhle (broad-nosed pipefish) is the source of this 3127-nucleotide messenger RNA. Its product is annotated as NADPH oxidase 5-like. Gene Ontology annotation, biological process: superoxide anion generation; defense response. Gene Ontology annotation, molecular function: superoxide-generating NAD(P)H oxidase activity; calcium ion binding. NCBI's taxonomy places the organism in Eukaryota, Metazoa, Chordata, Actinopteri, Syngnathiformes, Syngnathidae. Gene Ontology annotation, cellular component: plasma membrane; NADPH oxidase complex. The record is from RefSeq and is a predicted model, not a curated record. The transcript has 15 exons. Bases 149 to 2593 code for a protein of 814 amino acids.
CAAGAUUCAGUGGCAGCUAAGGAAGACACGCAACAGCAGGUAAAAACUAUUUUUGCAGAAACAUGACUGACCAUCUCGACGUGACUUUGACUUUGGCUGGCGUCGGGCGUAGCAUCGCAGUCCAUAACGGACGCGGCUGGUGUCGGCAAUGAGCGCGGACGAGGAUGCACGUUGGCUGGAGUGGGUGACCAAGCAGUUUGAGAACAUCGCCGGGGACGACAAGGAGAUCGACCUGGAUGAGUUCAAGACGGCUCUCAAAGUCAAAGAGUCCUUCUUCGCCGAGCGCUUCUUCGCGCUAUUCGACUCGGACGGUAGCAGUUCCAUCAGCCUGGAUGAGCUUCUGGAGGCGCUGGACCUUCUCAUCCACGGUAGCGAGACGGACAAGCUUAGGUUCCUCUUCCAGGUCUACGAUGUGGAUGGUGAGUGGCACCACCGAAACCAAAUGGGCCAACGAGAGCGACGUGAACCCGUUGUUACGUCAUCUGCGACCUUCCACGCAGGGAGCGGUUCUAUCGAUCCGGACGAGCUGCGCACGGUUCUGAAGUCGUGCCUGCGCGAGAGCGCCAUCUCUCUGCCGGAGGAGAAACUAGAUGACCUGACGCUGGCACUGUUUGAGUCGGCCGACAAGGACCGCAGCGGCGCCAUCACCUUUGAGGAGCUCAAAGCAGAACUGGAAGACUUCCCAGAGGUGAUGGAGAACCUGACCAUCAGCGCGGCAAACUGGCUCAAACCUCCGGAAGCGGAGCAGAAGAAGCAUCAGACCCCUCGCUACCUGACGCGGGCGUAUUGGCAAAACAACAGUCGCAAGCUCCUGUUCCUGUGCGGCUACGCUUGCCUCAGCCUGGCGCUCUUCGUCGGCGCCGUCCUGCAGCAUCGCCACGGGAGCGCCUGCUACAUGCUGGCCAAAGGAUGCGGACAAUGCCUCAACUUCAACUGCACCUUUGUCAUGGUCUUGAUGCUGCGCCGCUGUCUCACGUGGUUGCGGGCCACCUGGGUGGUCCGGGUUCUGCCGUUGGACCAGAACAUUCUCUUGCAUCAGAUUGUGGGUUACGCCAUCGUCGGAUACACGCUCGUGCACACCACCGCCCACAUCUUCAAUUUUGCUCAGCUCUCCCAGCAUAGCGGCUUCAGCGUGUGGGAGUACCUGCUGACCACGCGGCCCGGCAUCGGCUGGGUGAAGGGCACGGCCUCUGUGACGGGCGUCGUCCUUCAGGUGGUCAUCUGCCUCAUGGGGCUCUGCUCCAGCACCUUUGUUCGACGCAGUGGACAUUUUGAAGUGUUCUACUGGUCUCACUUGUCCUACGUGUGGGUGUGGUCACUGCUUAUGAUCCAUUGCGCCAACUUCUGGAAGUGGUUUGUCGUUCCGGGUCUGCUCUUCCUGCUGGAGAAGAUCAUCGGAAUCGCCGUGUCCCGUAUGGGAGGUCUGUACAUCGUGGAGGUCAACCUGCUGCCGUCCAAGGUGACUCAUCUGGUCAUCAAGCGUCCACAGUUCUUCCAAUUCAAGCCGGGAGAUUACGUGUACAUCAACAUUCCGGUCAUCGCCAAGUACGAGUGGCACCCGUUCACCAUCAGCAGCGCUCCGGAGCAAGCUGACAAUCUGUGGCUGCACAUCCGCUCCAUGGGCCAGUGGACCAAUCGUCUGUACGAGUAUUUCCGCCAGCCGCAGACUCCGGCGCCGAGUCCCAGGAGGCUGGCGGCGAGCCUGCGGAGCAGACAGAUGAUGAAGACUCAGGAGGAGUCGUUCAGCUCGGCGCACGCCGACGCUGCGGUGGCGUCCAACGAGGACAAUGCAGUGGAACUGAUCAUGUACCGUCACAACGGCUCCCGGAGCGGCGCCGCCUCCCCCGCCGCCGCCAUCUCGCUGCCUCUUCCCGUCCCUCCGGACGAUCCGGGCCCAGCGGAGAGAGGCGAGGCCCCGCCCCCGAGAGAAGUGGAUCAAGUUUCUGCCAAGUUUGGCGAGAAUCACCGCUUCUGCAACAUCAAGUGCUACGUGGACGGACCCUACGGCACGCCUACCAGACAGAUCUUUACAUCCGAGCACGCCGUUCUGAUCGGGGCGGGCAUCGGCAUCACGCCUUUCGCAUCAAUCCUGCAGAGCAUCAUGUACAGGUACCGGCGCAGGAAGCAGAAUUGUCCUAACUGCAACUACUCGUGGUGUGAGAACAUUAAGGAUAGUGAAAUGAAGCUUCGCAAAGUUGACUUCAUCUGGAUCAACCGUGACCAGAAGUCCUUCGAGUGGUUUGUCAGCCUCCUGACCAAACUGGAGAUGGACCAGGCCGAUGGGGAGCCCGAAGGUCGCUUCCUGGAGAUGCACAUGUACAUGACGUCAGCCUUGUGCAAGAACGACAUGAAGGCCAUCGGUCUACAGAUGGCGCUGGACCUUCUAGCCAAGAAGGAGAAGAGAGACUCCAUCACGGGCCUGAGGACGAGAACGCAGCCCGGGCGACCCGAAUGGGCCAAGGUGUUCCAGAAAAUUGCCGAGGAGAACAAAGGAAAAGUUCACGUGUUCUACUGCGGUUCUCCAACGUUGGCCAAAGUCAUCAAAGCUCAGUGCGAACACUUUGGCUUCAGCUUCUACAAGGAACACUUCUGAAAUCAGAGAAGACAUGGUGUAAGCAUGUCAACCGGGAAUGCUCAUCUCGAUGGUCUUUCUACGGGCCGUCCUGCUCUGCAAACGGAAGGGAACUUUGUCUCACAAGCUUGAAUAGGACCACUGCACACACCCCCUCCCCCCCACGGGCAUCUUUACACCCCCCUCAAUGGACGACUGCCAACAACAGCGUCAGCUGCUUUUAACAGACGCACACACACAUCCGUUCAAAUCUACGUUGUCUAAGAAUAUAUUAAUAUAUAUUGAUUAGUAUUAUAUUAUUGUAUUAUAUAUUUAGAUGUUAUUUGUAUAUCCGUGGUGUUAGUGAGUCGGCCAAAACGAAGGUAUUUAAAUCUAAAUAGAUUCUUGCAUUAAUAUUUAGAUAUUCCAGAAAUAAAAUGACGACCAAGCGUGGUGGCUUUUUUUUUUUCCCCACAUAACCUCACAUUUGUAAUUUUGACAUCGUGACCUUUUACAAUGUACGUAAGCGCUGUCAGCUAGUCUUCUUUAAUAAUUAUUUCUGUCGAUCAGAAAUAU